This is a messenger RNA of Balaenoptera acutorostrata (minke whale), 2491 nucleotides long. RefSeq names its product trophinin associated protein (gene TROAP). The record is from RefSeq and is a predicted model, not a curated record. Bases 127 to 2349 code for a protein of 740 amino acids. NCBI's taxonomy places the organism in Eukaryota, Metazoa, Chordata, Mammalia, Artiodactyla, Balaenopteridae. The transcript is spliced from 13 exons.
GCCAAUCAGGAGCUUGGCGUAUUUUACAAACUGGGGAAGUAUCUGCAGCAGAAGCCGAGAGAGUCCGGGGAAAAAGCGAAGAAAGUGGGGGCGACCCUGAGGAGUUCCUGGGGAGUUGUAGUCGUCAUGACUACCCUCCAAGCCACGAAGGAUCCUCUACUCCGGGGUGUAUCUCCCACCCCCAGCAAGAUUCCCGUUCGCUCUCAGAGACGCCCACCUCUCCCCACAGUCAAACCCAGCGCCCUGGACCAGGAGAACCAAGAUCCAAGGAGAUUGGUGCAGAAGCUCAGUAGUCAACGUCCCCUCGUUGACUCAGCAGGCCCCAGGCUGAAAGCCACACGUCAAACAGAGCAAUCGGAGAGAUUGGUGGGGAGUACUCAGCUUCGGAACCCCUUGGAGGAGCUCAGGCCUAGCCCUGGGAGACAAAAUGUGGGACCUAGGCCCCCUCUCCAGAAAGAGGCUCCAGGGACCAUAGAGUUUGUGGCUGACCCUGCAGCCCUGGCCACCAUCCUGUCUGGUGAGGGGGUGAAGAGCUGUCGCCUGGGGCGCCAGCCCAGUCUGGCUCAGAGAGUACUGGUUCGAGGGAACCAGGGAGGCACCAUCCGGAGGGGCCAGGAUGCCCGGGCCUCUGCAUAUUUGGCCCCCAGAACCCCCACCCACCGACUGGACCCUGCCAGGGCUUCCUGCUUCUCAAGGCUGGAGGGACCAGGACCUCGAGGCCGGACCUUGUGUCCCCAGAGGCUAGAGGCUCUGAUUCCACCUUCAGGACCUUCCUCUCACCCCUCCGCUCCUCCCCGAAUCCAGGAGCUAAGAAGAGAGACAGGUGGCAACAGCAAGACUUCAGUGAGCCAGGCCUCAGGAUUGCUUCUGGAGACCCUUGUCCAGCCUGCUUCCUCUCUCCCUGAAGGAGAAUAUGAAGUUGUCACUCACUCAGAUGAAAGAGGAGGGGGCCCCCUCGGUCUGGCUCAGCGAGUACCAUUAAAAGAAACCCGAGAGAUAACACACACCAAGGACGGCCGUGACUCCUGCCUGAUGCGCUCCCCUGGCCAAGUGAUGCCACCUGCCAUCACCCGGCCAUCACCCUUUGGACGGGCUCAACGUGUACCUUCCCCUGGCCCCUCAGCUCCAACCUCAUAUUCAGUGUUGCGGCGUCUCGCCAUCCGCCCCAAAACCCAGUUCACACCCCUCUCAUCGGCCCCCAGAGUUCAGCAGGCCCAAUGGUUGAGUGGCCUCUCCCCUCAGCCUUGCCCUGAAGAGCCUGCCCUUCCCUGGGAGCAGAUUGCAGUCCGGUUAUUUGACCAGGAGAGUUGUAUAAGGUUGCAGGAGGGUCCUGGGAAGCCACCCGUGUCAACUCCUUAUGGACCCCACUGCAGUAGAACCCCCAACCUCCAGGAAAUGAAGAUGCAGCGCAUCAGUAUCCUGCAACAGCUUUUGCGACAGGAGGUAGAGGGGCUGGCGGAGGGCAAGUGUGCCCCCCUUAAUGGAGGCUCCUCUCUGGAUAUGGUUGAACUUCAGCCCCUGCUGGCUGAGAUUUCUAGAACUCUGAAUGUCCCAGAGAAUAAAUCUGGGGCUUUUCAUCUUUCUGGAAUGUUACAGCACUCUGGGCUGCCAAAACCCUACCUUCCAGAGGGGUGUGGGGAACCAGAGCCCUGCCCUGGAGCAGAGCCCGAGGUAUCUCUGCCCUGCCCUCCAGCAGAACCAGGGCCCCCAGAGUCCUACCAUAGGAGGGGGCCUGAAAUAUCAGAGCUCUCCACCCAGGAACAGCCUGAGGCAUCAGAGCCCUGCCCUCUGGGAGAGCCUGGACCCCUUCAGGCCUGCCCCCAGGGGCAGACAGGACUCCCAGAGCCCUCCCCUAGGGUAGAGCCUGGGGUAUCAGAGGCCUGCUCCCUGGAACCCAGAAGUCCAGAGUCCAGCCCAUGGCCCUGCUGCAGUCAGUGGGCUCCAGCGACCACCAGCCUGACCUUCUCCUCCCAACGCCCACUUUGUGCCAGCCCCCCUAUCCACUCACUCCAGUCUCUGAAGCCCCCAACAGGCCAGGCAGGUAAGGAGUUGGUUGGAAGGGGUUGUGAACAAAGGAGGUCCUCAUCUCUCGCUGGGAGCAGGGCCUGCCCUGCACCAGGUGAUCCUACGCUUUCUUUCCCCUACCUACCUUGCCCCAGUCUGGCUCUCCCGCAGGAAGAAGUGGGGGGCUGCGCCUUCAGCCCUGUGCUCCUAAUUGGCUUGGCCCUUGGUCGGGGAGUGGGAAAGGGCAGUAUAUGGUGGGAGUCUAGGACUCCAGAGUCAGCCCUGAUCUCUGUGGCCUUUGGCCCUCAGGCCCCAGCAAUCUGGCCCCUCGAACCCUGGCCCUGAGGCAGCGCCUCAAAGCAUGUCUGACCGCCAUCCACCACUUCCACGAGGUCCGCCUGGACGACGAGUGUGCCUUCUACACCAGCCGAGCCCCUCCCUCAGGCCUCACCCGGGUCUGCACCAACCCUGUGGCCACAUUGCUCGA